Messenger RNA from Orussus abietinus, 3715 nucleotides. RefSeq lists its product as uncharacterized. The record is from RefSeq and is a predicted model, not a curated record. Bases 1 to 2151 code for a protein of 716 amino acids. NCBI's taxonomy places the organism in Eukaryota, Metazoa, Arthropoda, Insecta, Hymenoptera, Orussidae. The transcript has 7 exons.
AUGGGAAAGACCAGAGGCGUGCAUGAAACGACACCGGAACUAAGGAACCGGAUGGUUGGCAUGUACGAGGCUGGCCUGGGUUUAAGAGAAAUUGCAGCAGCUGUCAAUUGCUCUCAACGUACCGUUAAGAGGUGGCUGAACCGCUUCGAUAAAGAAGGCACUGUGGAAACCCGAGAAAGAUGUGGUCGAAAAAGAGCUACAACGGUUGAACAGGAUGAAGCAAUUAUCCGGCUGGCUACGCAAACACCGAUAACUGCUGCGAAAGCUGUGCUUCCAGCUUUGGGACUUACUUGUUCCGUGGAUACAGUUCGAGAGAGAUUACAUAAAGCAGGAAUUCAUAACUGGAGCCCAUCGCGAAAGCGUAUGCAGAGGAUUCCCUUGGGCAGUGACGCAGAUGGAGCUUCGAUUCAGCAAGCUGUAUGGAGACCUACCGGUACUCAGCUGGGAAAAAAGAAAUCUACUAAAGAAAGUAGUAAAGCAAAGAAAAGUAGUACCACCUCAGGUUCUGAUAAUAAGAGAAGAGGCAUAUCCAGAAAGAUUAGAACAAGAGAUGUAUUCGUUGGUGACGGUGCUCCUGCCGAAUCUUUGAAACAGCCUGAGCUACAACCAGACAUGGUCUUUUCUCAACAGAACGUGCAACAGCCUCAAAAUACCAAUGAAAUGCAACCACCACCUCAGCCUUUACCUACAAAUCAGACUCAAUUCAGCAACGCCUUAAGUUUAGUUCAGGAACCUCAACCUAUUUAUCAACACCCAGGACUCAAUGUUACUCAAAAUUGGCCUUUAGAUCUGGUUCAAGGCAGUCACCAUUAUCCCCAGGGUCAUCCGAAUCAAAUACCUCAUGAACACACCUCGCAGCCACAACUUCAAGAACUUCAUGUGCAACAGGAACAGCAUCAAGUUCAGCAGCAGCUGCAUGAACAAGUACAACAACAAAAUACUCAGCCUGUCCAUCAAAAUCUUGAUCAACAACAAACACAGCAUCAAAUAGAACAUCCCGUCCAACAGCAUCCGCAUCAACAUCAGCAGCAACCCCAACAGCAUCAACAGCUAGACUCGACUAAGUCAUUACUAACUGAAAUGAACAGAAUUGUGCACUCCGAUAGUUCAAAUUCCAGUAAUUCUAAUGACAAUAGUCAGUCGUUAGAAACUGAUAACGAAUCAGGAAAGGAUAAGUCUAAAGAAAGUGACCGGAAAGCAGAAAAACAGAAAAGAAAAAAGAAGGGUGGCAAAGCAAAAGGGACUUUGGAGACCAGUGUUGAAAUUAGAAAUCGAAUGAUUGGAAUGUCAGAAGCUGGGUUGUCCACUUUAUCUAUUGCACUGGCGAUUAAUAGAUCGGAGCGUACAGUUAAAAGAUGGCUUGAACGUUGGCAUAAGGAAGGCAACGUUCAGACAAAGGAACGUAAAGGACGCAGACGAAUAACAACAAAGGAGCAAGAUGAAGCAAUUAUUGCGAUGGCUACGCAGCAUCCAUUAACAGCAGCUAAAUAUGUUGCUCCUGCUCUAGGAUUAACAUGCAGCGUAGAUACAAUUAGAGAAAGACUUCACAAGGCUGGAAUUCAUAGUUGGAAACUCGGAAAGAAACAAGGUGAAGGGAAUGCUGUACAUACAGUUCAUCUUUGGCAACCUAGCGGCAAUAGGUCCAGCAAACCAAAACUACCUGGUGAAAAGAAAAAGAAAUCUGGUAGCAAUAAAAAGCGUGAUCAAUCUUCUAGCGAUGGUUCUAAAAGAGCUCCUAGGAAAAAGAAAAUUGAGACGCCUGCUCCUUUAAAAAUGGUCCCGCCUCCUGCCAACAUGAUUCCUGAACAAACAAAUAUGCAGUUUCAUAAUCCGACUGCAUUGGCAAACUAUGUUCCAGGGCCAAAUAUGUUGCAAUCGGUACAUAAUAUUCCUGGCCCUCCACCACCGAUAGCCCAAGCUCAACCACCACCACCUCCGGAGCCUCAAGUUCCACCAGGACCUCCUCCGAUGCAACCCAUGGGACCGAUGAUGCAGCAGCGACCUGAUUGUAGAUUAGCUCCUCCUAUCGUGCCAUCUGCAUCGACUCAAGGGAAUUCUGCCGUAGUGUAUGCAUCCUGUAUGGUUGGAAGUAACACUCAUAUGGAACAAACGGAUCCUCUGAAUUAUGAACCAUACAUCUGGAGUUUCUAAAAAGGGGUGAAAUGUUCUGGGUAAAACUAUUAUUCAAAUCGAGAAUUCCCUCUUAACUUUGAGAAAUUUUACUGCUGCGGUAAGAAUGCCAAGAAGCAAUCAAAAUGCAAACCUUUUAAGCUUACGAUCAUCCUUCGUUUUAGAAUGGUGCAAACUGGAAUUUUAUACUAUUAUAUAUAAAUACAUAUAUAUAUAUCAAUCCCAGUUUUUAACUGCCAGUGAAUUUUUUACUGACGGAUUAGUAUCUGAUCAAUUACAUCGGUAAUAUUUGCAUAAAUUUAGCUAGGCAAUUUUAACAAGCUAUAAGUAUAGAAUAAGAAUUGUGUAUAUACAGUGAUAUAGUAGGUAUAACUUUUGUGAAUUCUUUUUCAUAUCAUGUUGUUAGAAUCUGGAAUAAUUAUCGAUUACAUUGAAUUCGUAAAGAAAAAAUGUUGAGUAUCGUGAAGGCUGAUUAUCUCUACUGAGAGAACUGAGAAUUCUGAAUGUUAUUUAAUUUUAAUUUAUACUGUCCCAUCCAUGAAUUUUGUUAAACAAAAGUAUUUUAUGGUCAGCCAAUUUGGAAACAAUAUUUCAACUUCAGAAAGUGAUUAUGAUCAAUUUGAAUUUGCUUCUUAGAAAUGCAUUUAUGUUAUCUAUCGGUUAUUAGUAAUUUAACAAAUUUACGUUUUAAGAGAACUAUUUUUAAACUGAAAAAUUCUUUGCAGAACAAUUUCGUGGUUAAACCACGAUACGGAAAAUAUUUUUAUCAAAGAAUUGAUUACUCCUAAGAGAUAGAGUACAAAUUGGCACAUACAUGCUUGACUACUUACUAAUAUAAGAAACUACCAUACCUGUAAAAAAAAAAAUAAUACCACGACUGUGCAAAGUCAUUUUCAGUUUCUCGUCAUGAGUAUCACCAUCAAUAAUAUACAAAUAUUACUUUGUAUACAAAUCCACCAUUUGAAUUGUGAACUUAAUAGCAUUUAUGGUAAAUGAAUCGUUUCAAUGAAAUCAAGUAUUAGCGGAUGACAGUAGGUGUAAAUAUUAUGCAUAUCACUGACAAUGAUCUCUCUUACAAGGAUGAAUGUUUUCCUUAGGAAGUAAAAUUAACAGUACUAGAUGCGUAUAUGUAUUGGCAAAUUCAGUAUAUUAUUGUACCAUUUUUUAUCGCAUAUAAUGCAUUAGUCGUGUAACAUUCUGUAAGUUAGAAGUAACUGGUGACUAGCAUAGAGGAUAAAGCAUUUACGUUUAAAAUCAAAGGACUGUGUGAUCCAUAAUUUAGUUCCGUAUGCUGAGCAAUAGUUAAGUAAGAAAGUAGUACAUGUUCUAAACAUGUGAUAUUAUUUUCCAGAGUACUAUAUUUUCUUAGUAAGUGUGUAACAAUAAGUCACUCAUUUCCACAUUGUCCAAUAAUGGGGGAUAAUGCCCUUAUCAGUCAGUUCGCAGGAGUCGAGAAGUAUUAAACAUGUACUGUAUAGGUUCACGUAGAGCGGUAUCAUUUCUUGCUUCUGUACAGGUAAAAGAUUGUUGGAAUUGCAUAACACCCAAAAUCAAUAAAUGAAUCAACACUUGUUUAAUUUAUAAA